Neopelma chrysocephalum (saffron-crested tyrant-manakin) is the source of this 491-nucleotide messenger RNA. Its product is annotated as zinc finger protein 239-like. The record is from RefSeq and is a predicted model, not a curated record. The coding region runs from base 28 to 351 and encodes 107 amino acids. Gene Ontology annotation, biological process: regulation of transcription by RNA polymerase II. Gene Ontology annotation, molecular function: RNA polymerase II cis-regulatory region sequence-specific DNA binding; DNA-binding transcription factor activity, RNA polymerase II-specific. Lineage: Eukaryota; Metazoa; Chordata; Aves; Passeriformes; Pipridae. The transcript has 2 exons.
CACAUCCACACUGGGGAACGGCCCUACAUGUGUGGGGAAUGUGGGAAGAGCUUUACUCACAGCUCCAACCUCCACAUCCACCAGCACAUCCACACUGGGGAAUGGCCCUACACGUGCUUGGAAUGUGGGAAGAGGUUUCAGACCAACUCAAGUCUCCUCAGGCAUGAGCGGAUGCACACAGAUGAGAGGCCCUUCCGCUGCACCGACUGCGGGAAGGGUUUCAAGCAGAACUCCACCCUCGUCACCCACUGGCGCAUCCACACCGGGGAGAGGCCCUACAAGUGUGGGGAGUGUGGGAAGAGCUUCACCCAGAGCUCUAAGUUGACCAGACACCAACGGACCCACCAGUAAGCGAAGCCCUUUGAGUGCCCCAACUGCAGGAAGAGCUUCAGGCACUGCUUCCACCCUGAAUGAACCCCCUGAUGCUGAGGCAACCCCUGAAGUCCAGUGACUGUCAGUCCAUCCCUUUCGACCAGAAAGGGCCGGUCCCC